Messenger RNA from Anolis sagrei ordinatus, 1038 nucleotides. It is a transcript of the gene FKBP3, whose product is annotated as FKBP prolyl isomerase 3. NCBI's taxonomy places the organism in Eukaryota, Metazoa, Chordata, Lepidosauria, Squamata, Anolidae. The record is from RefSeq and is a predicted model, not a curated record. Gene Ontology annotation, molecular function: peptidyl-prolyl cis-trans isomerase activity.
ACUCCAACUCCCACAAUGCCUAGCAGCCGGUGGGAGCGGAAGUGCAAAACACCGGGAGGGAAGGCCCCAGUGGGCCCAAGCCUUCAAGGUUGGGUACUUCUGUUCCACCGGGACUACAUUACCCAGGCUGCAUCGCGCGCGCUUUCAGGAAGUCCCGCCUAUGGCUCAAUCUCAUUGGGCAGAUUUCUUUCCCUCGAGGGGAAGGUUAUUGACGGGCACGGCGUUGCUCCAAUAGGAAGCGCCCGUUCCGCAAGGCAUCCUGGGAAGUGUAGUCCGGGCUCCGUGAGGGGAAAGCGGGGCAGGGAGUCUCUCUUGGCGGAGACGGAGGGCGAGGCCAUGGAGUCCCCCCCCGCGCGACCGUGGAGCCCCGAGCAGCUUCGGAGCGAAGAGCUGCCCAAGAGGGACCUGGUCCGCUUCCUCCAGGAACAGGCCGCCCACCGGUUCCUUGCAGAACACAAACUCCUUGGGCAGAUUAAAAAUGUGGCCAAGACGGCCAGCAAGGACCAGCUGAUCACCGCCUAUAACCAGCUCUUUGAAACAAAGAGUUUCAAGGGCAGCGAGAGCCCAGAGGAGCUGGCGGAGCAGGUGAAGAGCGUCAAGCUGGACGAAGGCAAAGCCAAAGAGGCCAAGCAGGAGGAGGCUGUUGAUGAGGGCCCUCCCAAAUACACCAAGUCGGUCCUGAAGAAGGGGGAUAAAGUCAACUUCCCCAAAAAGGGCGACGUCGUCCACUGCUGGUACACGGGGAAGCUUCAGGACGGAACCGUCUUUGACAGCAACAUUCAGACAAGUUCAAAGAAGAAGAAAGCCGCCAAGCCCUUGAGCUUCAAAGUCGGCGUCGGGAAAGUCAUCCGUGGCUGGGAUGAAGCCCUGCUGACGAUGAGCAAAGGGGAGAAGGCUCACUUGGAAAUCGAGCCAGAAUGGGCUUACGGGAAGAAGGGGCAGCCGGAUGCCAAGAUCCCACCCAACGCAAAGCUCUUCUUUGAGGUUGAGCUGGUGGACAUCGAGUGACCGGUCGUGCGCCCCGCCUGAUGGUGAGGA